AAGGCGAGAUCAGAUUUUGAAGCUCCCAGCCAUGAAGUCACUGAGCUUGAGAACCCUCCUUUUCUACUUGAUCAGGAUCCUCUUUUCUUACUUCAAGGAGGCCCUUUGCCGCCUCGGAGCUCCCUUCAAGCAUAGUCCACCACCCGACUACAGCCUUGAAUUCAAGGACUACAUGGCGUGCAAAGUGGCGGCAGUGAAUGAGGCCCUGGAUGCUGCAGUCCCCCUGCGUGCCCCACUCAGGAUCCAUGAGGCGAUGCGGUAUUCCCUGCUUGCAGGCGGGAAGCGCCUGCGACCCAUCUUCUGCGUCGCGGCCUGUGAGCUCGUGGGUGGGACGCAAUCCAAGGCCAUGCCCAUUGCCUGCGCCCUUGAGAUGAUCCACACUAUGUCCCUCAUCCAGGACGACCUGCCCUGUAUGGACAACGAUGACCUGCGUCGAGGGAAGCCCACCACCCACAAGGUCUACGGGGAAGCAAUUGCGAUUUUGACCUCUGAUGGCCUUUUAGCAUUGGCAAUUGAGCAUUUCACCCAAAAAGCAGAUGGUAUGAACCCCAUACUAAUUGUCCGAGCAAUCCAGGAAAUCGCAAGAUUGGUUGGAGCAAAGGGCAUCGUGGCGGGCCAAGAGGCGGACAUACGAUCUGAAGGAAUUUCCAAUGUGGAUCUGAAGGAGCUUGAGUUCAUCCACCAGCACAAGACUGCAGCCCUUUUCGAGGCAUCAGUAGUUCUUGGGGCGAUCAUAGGAGGUGGUUCCAGCAAGGAGGUUGAGAAACUGAGAAGCUUUGGCAGGACCGCCGGGUUGCUGUUCCAGGUGGUGGACGACAUCUUGGACGUGACGAAGUCGACCCAGGAGCUGGGGAAAACUGCAGGGAAGGACUUGGUGGCUGGCAAAGUCACCUACCCGAAAUUGUUGGGGAUUGAUAAGUCGAGGGAGUAUGCCGAGGAGUUGGUGCGUGAAGCGUUGGGACAGUUGACAGGGUUCGAUCCUGACAAGGCAGCUCCACUGGUCGGUCUAAUAAAUUACGCUGCCAAUAGGCAGAGCUGAAAUAUUUCAGCUCUGUAUCAUUUCAUCUAGGCCAUCCAUUCCACGGUAUCUGUGGGGUGGAUGACCAAGCCAAAAUGAUUUGGAGAAAGAAGAAAAGUUCUUGUGUCCUCUGUAGGUUCGGUCCAUCGGCGGGCCAUUGAUUUGUCUGAAAACAAGUAGUGGUGCUGGUUACGUUAAUUGUUUAGGGCCUAAUCAUCAACUGUAAUAAUCUGCGAAAGCUCCUUUGUCAAUUCAUCGUUUGCAGAAUUUGUUUCUUCACAAAACCAUCCUGUUCAAUAACUUACAUAUGAUCAAAUUGUAUAUGAUCGAAACAAAACUGAGUCGCCCCAGGACUGGCUGGAACACGAUAUCACUGAACCUUGUGCAGGAGUAUUGGAUCGGGAUGGGAGACAUGUUCGUUUUUUGGGGAGGGAUUCGUAGAUUCCUAGCGCCGCUCCUCUUGAGGAUGUUGCUAAUGGUUUGUUUCUCAGGCAUGUUACAAAUUAGGUGCAGGCUCACAAGUUAUGCGAGUUCUGAACGUA
Molecule: messenger RNA, 1560 nt
Organism: Punica granatum (pomegranate)
Lineage: Eukaryota; Viridiplantae; Streptophyta; Magnoliopsida; Myrtales; Lythraceae
Source: RefSeq, a predicted model, not a curated record